Lindgomyces ingoldianus is the source of this 1548-nucleotide messenger RNA. RefSeq names its product chorismate synthase-like protein. The transcript has 3 exons. Gene Ontology annotation, biological process: aromatic amino acid biosynthetic process; chorismate biosynthetic process. The record is from RefSeq and is a predicted model, not a curated record. The coding region runs from base 217 to 1431 and encodes 404 amino acids. Gene Ontology annotation, cellular component: cytosol. Gene Ontology annotation, molecular function: chorismate synthase activity; FMN binding. NCBI's taxonomy places the organism in Eukaryota, Fungi, Ascomycota, Dothideomycetes, Pleosporales, Lindgomycetaceae.
UGAACUCAAAACUUUAAGCCUCUUAAGCCUCUUAAGCCCUGGGACGUGCUCCGCCUCGGCCUUGGCCUCAGCCUUAUUUCGGGGCCAACGGCUUCCGAGAUCGGGCUUGCAGAUCGGGUCAGCGCCCUGGCAAAAUAAAAAUUGCCGAGACAGCAAGUGACUCUGACGUCCAUUGCAAGCAGCUUUCCACCUCACUACUUCAACUGCACCUAAACUAUGUCUACAUUCGGCCACAAUUUCAGGGUAACCACUUAUGGCGAAUCCCACUGUUUGUCAGUGGGAUGUAUUGUGGACGGCUGCCCCCCAGGCAUGGCCCUCAGCGAGGCGGACAUCCAGCCACAAAUGACGCGACGUCGCCCUGGGCAAUCUGCCAUCACCACGCCGCGCAAUGAGAAGGACCGGGUAGAAAUUCAAUCCGGUACAGAGUUCGGCAUCACACUGGGCACCCCGAUCGGUCUGAGGGUCAUGAACGAGAACCAGAGGAAGCAGGACUAUGGGAACAACACAAUGGAUCUAUACCCGCGUCCGAGUCACGCGGACUGGACGUACCUGGAGAAAUACGGAGUCAAGGCGAGUUCUGGCGGCGGAAGGAGUAGCGCGCGAGAGACAAUUGGGCGUGUGGCAGCGGGCGCCAUUGCCGAAAAGUACCUCCGCGAGGCGUACGGCGUCGAAAUUGUGGCCUUUGUGGCCUCGAUUGGGAACGAAUUCCUUUUUCCACCAACCCUGGCUCACCGCACUGCAUCUACGAACCCGGAGUUUCUCAAGCUGAUCGAGACAAUCGAUCGAAAGACGGUCGACUCGUUCCUCCCGGUGCGGUGUCCAAACGAGGAGAGCAGUCAGCGCAUGGAGAAGCUCGUGGCAGAGUUUCGAGACCGCCAAGAUAGCAUAGGUGGAACCGUGACCUGCGUGAUUCGGAACUGCCCGAGCGGGCUGGGCGAGCCUUGCUUUGACAAGCUCGAGGCGACGCUUGCGCAUGCAAUGCUCAGCAUUCCUGCCACAAAGGCCUUCGAGAUAGGGUCAGGAUUCGGCGGCUGCCAGGUACCUGGCUCAAUACACAACGACCCGUUCAUCAAAGCGCCUUCAGUGCCCGCCUUGCACACAGGCACAUCCCCGUCAGUCCCGCGGCCGCGUCUGACCACCAAGACCAACAACAGCGGGGGCAUCCAGGGCGGCAUCUCUAAUGGCGCUCCCAUCUACUUCACCGUGGGAUUCAAGCCACCAGCCACGAUUGGGCAGGCGCAGAACACCACAACGUACGACGAGAAUGAAGGCGUGCUCGAGGCGAAAGGCAGACACGAUCCCUGCGUCGUACCCCGGGCCGUGCCCAUCGUUGAGUCCAUGGCAGCGCUAGUAGUGAUAGACGCAGUACUCGCGCAGCAGGCGCGACAGAUGGCUCGGAGCCUCCUGCCGGCACUGAAGUCACAGCAAUAAUAUAUUGUUUACUGGGGUACAACAUGCUGCAACUUUGUCGCCAAAGGUGGAACACGAUAGAGGGGUGAUUUAGGAGGACAGAAAUUUAUAUCCUGUUAAUGUUAUCCCUGAUUCCAG